Messenger RNA from Capronia coronata CBS 617.96, 948 nucleotides. RefSeq lists its product as uncharacterized. The record is from RefSeq and is a predicted model, not a curated record. Bases 1 to 948 code for a protein of 315 amino acids. The transcript has 3 exons. NCBI's taxonomy places the organism in Eukaryota, Fungi, Ascomycota, Eurotiomycetes, Chaetothyriales, Herpotrichiellaceae.
AUGUCCGACCUUGCUAUCCUCAAGGUCAAGACCGUGCUCGUCACAGGCGGAGCCUCAGGCAUCGGUCUCGCCAUCAGCACCCGCUUCGCCCGGGCAGGUGCCAACGUCUUCAUCGCCGACAAACAGCGCGAGGUCGGCCAUAAGGUGGUUGGAGAUUUGACCUCACAUGGUCACAAUGUGACAUUCGCGCAUUGCGAUGUACAAGACUACAACUCGUGUGUUGCUGCAUUCAAACAAGCCGCUCAGCAUUCAUUGACCGGGACGAUCGAUGUGGUCGCCUUAAUGGCAGGCGUGCUCGGUGACCACGGGAGCCUGGUUGAGCAGGUCAUCCGGACCAAAGAGCAGAUGUCGAAAGACGAUAUCGACGAGCAAUCCCCGCCGGAGCCAAAACACACGGCACUUGAUGUGAAUUUGCUGGGGGUGUAUAACUGUGCUUACCUUGCGUUGUGGUACAUGAGUCCACGCGGACCUAAGGGCAAUGACCAGGACGGCACGACCACCACGAACUCCCUCAUCUUGAUCGGGUCGAUCGUGUCAUACAUCGAUGCCCCGCUGUUUUCGGACUAUCAGACUUCCAAGUUCGGCGUGCGCGGUCUAUUCAGAACCCUCCGGUAUACAACUCCAUCGCUCAACAUCCGUUUGAACAUGCUCGCCCCAACGUUCGUGCGUACACCACUGGUGACACCAGCAUUGCCAGUGCUGAAGGCUGCGGGAAUGGGCCCUGGUCACGGUUUGGACUUUGUCGAUGUCGAGACGGUGGUUGACGCAGCGGUCAAGUUCGCGGUUGACGAUAGAUUGCACGGCAGGGCAUGGGCGGUCGUGGCUGGGAAGAAUGGUGUUGGCGACCUGACGGUUGAUCUCCAGGAUGAUGAACACGGCUCAUGGGGUGGGGAAGCGCUCGAGCAUGUUAUGCAGAGGGAGGAGGUGAAGGAGACUGGCCCGCAGUGA